UCUUAUUUCUCACUAGGCACAGUGGUCUCGGAAAUUAUACAUUCAAACACCUUCCAAUACACUGUAGAUUCUUGGUUGACACUGUUGACAGUAGUUGGUCGAUAGACAAAUUGUUGUCGCAUUUUUGACAGUUUGUCAACGUCAAGGACCGAGGAGAGUACUGUAUCUACACUUCCAUUGAUUUGCAGAGAUGGUUACGAUGGCCGAACCCCUUACUUUAGCAAAUGAUGUUAAAAGAUCUAUUGAAUUACUGGAUAAAUUGCAAAAAGGUGGUGAAGUACCUGCAACUAAAUUAGCUGCUUUGCAGAAAGUUUUGCAGAGUGAUUUCCUUAGUGCUGUACGAGAAGUGUAUGAACAUGUAUAUGAGACUGUAGACAUUCAAGGAUCUCAGGAUGUUCGUGCAUCGGCUACUGCAAAAGCAACAGUCGCAGCUUUUGCAGCUAGUGAGGGCCACGCACAUCCGCGAGUGGUGGAACUACCGAAAACUGAGGAAGGUCUUGGUUUUAACGUAAUGGGAGGCAAGGAACAAAAUUCACCGAUUUAUAUUUCACGAAUUAUUCCUGGAGGGGUUGCCGAUCGUCACGGUGGCUUGAAACGGGGUGAUCAGUUAUUAUCUGUUAACGGAGUGUGCGUGGAAGGCGAGAAUCAUGAGAAAGCAGUAGAAUUGCUGAAGCAAGCACAGAAUUCUGUGAAGCUGGUCGUACGUUACACUCCGCGAGUUUUAGAAGAAAUGGAAUUACGCUUUGACAAGCAAAGGGCAGCACGUAGGCGUCAACAUAUGCAAUAAAAUCGAACGUUGUUACAUUUAAUCGUCCCCUUCCAAUGAACAAAUCAUAUGCAUAUU
Ceratina calcarata is the source of this 844-nucleotide messenger RNA. It is a transcript of the gene veli, whose product is annotated as L27 and PDZ_signaling domain-containing protein veli. NCBI's taxonomy places the organism in Eukaryota, Metazoa, Arthropoda, Insecta, Hymenoptera, Apidae. Gene Ontology annotation, molecular function: protein binding. The coding region runs from base 191 to 787 and encodes 198 amino acids. The record is from RefSeq and is a predicted model, not a curated record. The transcript has 6 exons.